AUAUAUAUAUAUAUAUAUAUAUAUACAUAUAUAUAAAAUAUACAUUCAAAUACACAUAUGUAUAGAUCUUUUUAUACGCUCCGUUUAUCUAUAUAAUAUUUAUAUAUAUUUAUGUAUCUAUGUAGUAUAUACUUAUACACAAUUCGUACAUGAUACAAGAUAAACGAAACAGAUCAUAAAAUUAUAUAUGAAAUUUUAUUUUAUAAUUCCAUAAUGUAUAUAGCAUAUAACGUUUCGUUUUUAUUCAUAAUUCCAUGUAUUCUUUUCAAAAAUAUAAUUCUGUUUGAACGGAUACAUUACAGGUGUAAAGCAUGAUAAAUAAUUUCGAAAUCGAAUUGAUAUAUUUCGUAUGUACAUUGAUUUAUGUCGAUUAAAUUUGUUGUAUAAUUAUCAUAAAUGUUUGCGUAACAAGUGCGCAGUGGAGGCGUCGAAAUUGCGUCGUUCCUGAUGAUGAGUACUGUAUCUAGGGAUUAUCCUCAGCGUUUUGGAAACGCAAAUGACAGCGAAUGAUCGAGGGCCGAUCCUGCCGAAAAGUAACCGCGAAAAGUAGGUGGCCCCCGGGGGAGGGGGGGUAGAAAUCGGGGGAAAAUCAAUAGAGUGCGGCGCGGCACGAUCGUGGAUCGCGCGCUCACGCGCCUCUUGGAGGUUAUGUCGCCCGUGAAUUACGACACUCGGCAAGCCGUCUUCGCACGCCGAUCGCCCGUACUGUUCUAUUUUCGUUGCGGCGAAAAUUGUUUAUUCUCGCUGGUGGUCGCCGUGGGCGCCGCGCGUUACGCACUAUAAUGCAUCUGAAUGCGAGGGGGAGCCGCCGCCACGAGAGCGCCGUGAGAUAGUAGACAAAAAUGGGCAGGAAAAAGGCUCAUCCUACGUCCAGGGGUAAACAACCGGGCCCGUCACCGCAGCAGCAGAGGCACUUGUCCGCGGCGAAGAGGAACGAGCUUAAUGCUCUGUGCGAGAAACUCUUUCAUCUGAGCAGCAACCCAGCGUACGUGACACAGUCAUGGAACAACUACUUGGAUAUAUCGCAAGUUCUGCUGAAGGUUAAACGCCUGGAGGAGAUGAAGACGGAAUCGUCCCAGCGAUCCCAGGGGAUUGGACCAUUUAUAAAUUGGUUGACGGAGAAUGGGGCACGGGUGGAUGGCCUGAGCAUCGCUGAAUUUCCAGGAUACGAGCUGGGAUUGAAAGCAGAAACCGAUUUCAUCGAGAGCCAGUUGAUCCUGGAAAUACCCAGGACACUUAUCUUUAGCACUUAUACCGCAGCAUCAGAGUUGACAGUUCUGCAAAAUGAUCCAUUGAUACAGCAUAUGCCGCAGGUGGCACUGGCCAUAGCGCUUCUCAUAGAGCGAUACAAGGAGAACUCCAAGUGGAAGCCUUACUUGGAUAUGCUUCCAAGUAGUUAUAAUACAGUUUUAUACAUGAAGACUAAUGACAUGAUUGAGCUAAAAGGCAGUCCUACGUUAGAGGCUGCACUGAAACAAUGUCGAAACAUCGCGAGACAGUAUUCUUACUUUAACAAAGUGUUUCAAAAUACCAACAACGCCGUCUCAGCGAUACUUAAAGACGUUUUUACUUACGAAAAAUAUUGCUGGGCGGUCUCCACGGUGAUGACGAGGCAGAACCUGGUCCCGAGUCCGGAUGGCUCGCGCAUGAUACACGCUUUAAUCCCGAUGUGGGAUAUGUGCAAUCACGAGAACGGAAGGAUUACGACGGACUUCAACGGGACCUCGGACCGCUGCGAGUGCUACGCGCUGAGAGAUUUCAAGAAAGGGGAACAGGUGUUCAUAAGUUACGGGCCGAGGACCAACUCCGAUUUCUUCGUGCACUCGGGCUUCGUCUGCGUAGAUAACGAGCACGACGGGUUUAAGCUUCGUCUCGGGAUUAGCAAAGCGGAUUCCCUUCAAAAGGAGCGAAUAGAGCUGUUGAGUAAACUGGAUUUGCCGUCAGUGGGAGAAUUUUUAUUGAAACCCGGUACGGAGCCCAUCUCUGACACUCUAUUGGCCUUCCUGCGAGUGUUCAGUAUGCGAAAAGCCGAGCUCGCGCAUUGGUUACGCUCGGACAAGGUCUUCGACCUGAAGCACGUGGACUGCGCGUUGGAGACGGUCGUCGAGGAGAAUGUCAGAAAAUUUUUACUGACCAGGCUGCAGCUUUUAAUCGCUAAUUAUCCGACAACACUGAAGGAGGAUCUAGAAUUAUUGGAGACUACGUUACCGCAGAUGAAAAGGAUGGCGGUUCAAUUGAGAGUCACGGAAAAGAGAAUUCUUUCGGGCGCGCUCGAAUACGUGGAGCAGUGGAUAAAGGCUUGAAAUCGGCUGUGGUUUUGGCGGGGAUAUCGAACAUAUACUUGUGACUAAAAGUAUCUCGAGAGAAAAACCAACUUUAUUUUUACAAUAUUUCGAAAAUGACGAUUUCAAAUAUAAAAGUAAAAUAUAUAUAUAUAUAUAUAUAUAUAUAUAUAUAUAUAGAUAUAUAUAUAAAAGUAGACGAAUAAUAUGUAAUAAAGCGUUAUAUUUAUCAUUUGUUCAAUACGCAAACCUCUUUAUGGUCGACGUGUGCGUGUGUAUUAAUUAUAUUAAAAAAUCGCAUUGUAAAAUGCACUGAGAAUUAUAUGAAUGAUCGACGAUUAUAUGUAUACGUCUACGUGAUAUAUAAUGUAAUUGUAUAACUGUGUGUGCUCAGCAACAUCUUAAUUCUUGUUUUCGUAAAAUGGGGAAACUUUCAAACUUCUCCGCAUUUGUUCUUUCUAAAAUUGCAUACCAAUCAAAUGCUGAUCGGUAGAGAGAAUGAAAGAGAUCGAAUGAGUCCAAUCUAGGACUACUAGAAAAUUGACGUUUUACUUGUUUCGCUUUGAUAUAUAACAUAAAAAAAUGAUAUUCAUAAAAAGAGAAUAUUGUUAAUGAACAUUUAUUUUUUAGGAUGAAUACAUAACAGCUGAAAUUCUUGAUGUGAAAUUGUAAUAGCGUAGGCCUAUGACAUUUUAAAUUUUUACAUAUGCCGCAAAAUAUUUCCUGACGCACGAGUGAAUUUGAACGACCCGCGUAAAUACAACCCUGCGAGAUGUUUCCGAGAGUAUUUAUUAUGCGUUAUAAAUACCAUCGCGUUUAGCUCCUUGUGAUUCUCAUGUUACUGUAUAAAUCUUUACGCGAAAAAGAUGUUGCGCGUCUCACGCUGAUUAGAUCUCACGAAAAUGCCAGAUUUCACGUAUCGAAAUUAAUUAAAAUUAAUGAAGCUAAUUGUAACGCGAGACGCUAUGAUCAGGCUACAGCAGGACUGAUAGCUCGGAAUAUCGCUUUUUUAAAUAUAUUUCAAUAUAGGAAUAAUUAAAAUAUUACAUAAACAUUACAUUGUUUGACAUAAACGUAACAUACACGAAUGAGAUUAAAACUCAUGAUGUAAUCGGUAUGCUAUACUCAUAGACUUAGUAAAGUCUAUGAUUAUACCUUUACCUUAGGGAUUGUAAGAAAAUUCACUGCAUCUGUGAUGCAAUUUUUUGAAGAAUGAAUAAUCCGCGUAAAGUGAGCGUUAUGUGUGACAGCGGAAUGUAUUUACAUUACAAAUUUAAUUUGUAUUUAUUCCGUAUUUAUAAUCUGCAGAGUGACAUUCGGAAAACUUAGGAACACAGCAGAAAAUAAAAGCGUAUAAACGAAAUUUUUUAUAUUAAAUAAAAAUAAAAGAUAUAACGUACUUACAUAUAGUUAUAAACGAAAAAUUAUAUAUAUAUAUAUUAUAUCUAAUAUGUUAAUAAAUUAUUUAUAAAAUUAAAUUUAUAUUCACAAAUUAAAUUUAUAUCACAUUGCACUUCAUAUAUCAUCAAAUAUAGAUAGUCAAUAAUUCAAUUUAACCAUGUGUUGACAACAGAAUGUUAUGAAAAAAACUCAGAAUUCCAAAAGCUCAAACUUUAUUUUCAUAUUUCGCGAAAGAAAACUUAAUAAAUACUACGCAUAAUAUAAUAUAUAAAUCUACAUAUAUAUAUAUAUGUAAUGAUAAAAUUUUGUAAAUGUGUUCCUUUAACACGCUAACAAAUACAAUGAAUUGUGGACCAAAGAAAAGUAGCUUCGUAAAACCCAUCGAGCACCACAUCAUACUCUUUCGAAGUUACUUUUGCAAAAAAAUUAGAAUCAUAAUCACUAACUGUGAACAAUUGUUUAUCUGUACAUGUUCCUAAAUUUUCCGAGACGUUAUCAUAUAUAGAGAAUUCGAUCAUGUUAUGUCGCACUGAUGUACAUCAAAAGCUAUACUACACGUGAAAUUAUCCAAAUACAAAAAUAGCUUGAUUGGUGAAAUACAAUAUUACAUUCUAUCGAAAUAUUUCUUGUCAUUUCUUCGCCAUACAAUUAGUCAGGCAGAAGUUUUAUCGUCAAUAAAAAAGUAUCAGCAACAGAAAGAUCAGGCUUUGUGUCAUAUUGAUGAUUAAAUUAAAAAUCUUUUGUUCAUGUCUCAGUAGCGACAUUAAAUUAAAUUAAAAUUGUUUAUCAUCCACUUUACCUAAUCUGUUAAAACGCAACUUUAAAACACACUCAGCGAUCUACUAUCAUUGAUUGAUAAAAAGUAUCAAUCAAUAUUAAUGCAAUAUUUAUGCUUUAUUAUUUAAGUAAUUUAAGUACAGUAUAGUUUGCAGUACAUCAUUGCGAAGUAGUGUAGGUAAUCGAAUUCUCCAAGUCCAUCAGAAAAUAUCUGCUAUUUCGAUCGUUUCACAAUAAUCGUUCCGUAUCUAUUUUUUCCUUAUCUACUUUCGGAUUGCUAAUAUAUGUUUAAUUAUCAUCGAUACAUUUUACUUAACAGGAAAAAAAACAGAAAAAAUAUAACAUGUCUGUGUAAAAUUAA
Monomorium pharaonis (pharaoh ant) is the source of this 4821-nucleotide messenger RNA. It is a transcript of the gene Setd3, whose product is annotated as actin-histidine N-methyltransferase. The transcript is spliced from 7 exons. Lineage: Eukaryota; Metazoa; Arthropoda; Insecta; Hymenoptera; Formicidae. Gene Ontology annotation, biological process: peptidyl-lysine monomethylation; actin modification; peptidyl-lysine dimethylation. Bases 843 to 2303 code for a protein of 486 amino acids. The record is from RefSeq and is a predicted model, not a curated record. Gene Ontology annotation, molecular function: histone H3K36 methyltransferase activity; transcription coactivator activity; protein binding.